AUGGGUCGAGCGAGGAAGCAAACGAUGGACAUGAUCCGCUUGGUCAAGGGGCUGUCCCGUAACGGGGGCAUGCGACGACCGUCUUGGGUGCCCGUGGUCGACCGCUUCCCGCCACCUCCGAUCCCGCGUCAAGACCGUGAUAAGGUCCCAGUGAUCACGUUCCCUCAGGACCGACUGGCUGAGCUUUAUAUGAAGCAGCGGGACGGCAUCGUGGACGGCCAGACGGCCUACGAGUUUGCCGAUGAGCAAUUGACGCUCAUUGAGAUGGGCCUUCCGGAAGAAGACGCGUUCAAUAUGCUCAUUGAGAAGUACGACCAAGUGGAGAGUCACCGGUUCCUCGACAAGUUUUCCCAGAUGCGCGGCAUUGAGUUUGCAGACCCUGCAGAGUACGACGAUAUUGAAAAAGGAUGGGUCGAAGCAGAAAGUCGGGCGAUCAAAGAGGCCAUGCGACUCGAGCACGAAGAAGAAGAGGCGCUUCGGAACAUGUAG
This is a messenger RNA of Peronospora matthiolae, 489 nucleotides long. The record is from the annotation of a GenBank genome assembly. NCBI's taxonomy places the organism in Eukaryota, Oomycota, Peronosporomycetes, Peronosporales, Peronosporaceae.